Colletotrichum spaethianum is the source of this 675-nucleotide messenger RNA. Its product is annotated as clock-controlled protein 6. The transcript has 3 exons. Gene Ontology annotation, cellular component: fungal-type cell wall. The record is from RefSeq and is a predicted model, not a curated record. Bases 1 to 675 code for a protein of 224 amino acids. Gene Ontology annotation, molecular function: structural constituent of cell wall. Gene Ontology annotation, biological process: fungal-type cell wall organization. Lineage: Eukaryota; Fungi; Ascomycota; Sordariomycetes; Glomerellales; Glomerellaceae.
AUGAAGGCUUCGCAGUUAUUGUCCGCAGCCGGACUCGUGGCAUUUGCCCAGGCUUGGGAGACCGAUGUCAGCACCGUCUACACGACGGUCGUAACCACCGCUUACGAGACGUACUGCCCUUCGCCCACUACUUUCAUCCACCAGAAUGUCACUUACACGGCGACCACGGCAACCACCCUCACCAUCACAAACUGCCCCUGCACCAUCACCACUCACAAGCCGCCCCCGUACACCACGACCAAGACCAUCUACCCUCCGCCGGCGGGGAACACCACAGUGGUCCCCCCGCCAGUCUUCAGCACAACCACCAAGACGCCCAAGCCGUCCAAGCCGACGUACCACAACACCACCGUGGUCGAGCAUACCCCCAAGCCGCCCAAGACUACGGAGCACCCACCUCAUCCCAACGGGACCGUCACUCUCAAGCCGCCCAAGCCCAGCCACCACUCCAACCUCACCUCGACCGUCGUGGUCAUCGUCACGCCGCCCGCCGAGACGACCAUCGGCCACAUCACCCCCGUCACGCCCACCACUCCCGUCACUGAUCUCCCGACCAAGACGCCCGUCGGACCGUCAACCACUCGACCCAUCACCAUCCCAGGCAGCGGUGCUGGCGCCCUCACCGCGAGUGCCGGCGCCGCCGUCCUGGCCGGAAUUUUCGCACUACUCAUUUAA